AAGUAUCCAAUGAAAAUUGCAUCUAAAAACAUCUGGCCAAUAUGAUGAGAGUGGGCGGGACAUCCUCCAGAAAGUAAUAGUCCUUUGGUGUCAGUAGCUUAAAAUUAUUGUUUUAGCUUCAGAACUUGUGUGUUGGCCUGGCAACGUUGCUGGAGUUAAUAGGCUAUAUAGAUUAAGUUGCCUACGACGUACAGUUCUGUUAUGGAACUGGACAAAAUGGACGAGAACGAAUGGAAAUACCACGGAGAGGGCAACAAAAGCCUAGUGGUUUCUAAUGUCCAGCACGCCAGAGUCCUUCGGCUCCUGAAGUAUUCUACAGAAGAUGCCGAAAACUCGCAUAAGACAACAGAACAAGCUUUCCGCCACAUACAGAACAUAGUUGACUAUAGUCAAAAUGUCAUGAAGCCACUACUGGGGGAGAAGUAUGUCCACAACGGAGAGGCUGUGAAGCUCCCGCUGGACUUUGUCCGACAGCUGUCAUUGAAGGUUCAGCAGGAAAGGCCAGAGUCUCGCUGUGACAAAGUGAUGGAUACAUUUAGUGGAUGUGCCUUGUGUCUGCCGAACCUCACCCAGCUCUCCUGCUGCUGCAGCAGAGAACACAGACCUCCUCUCUGUAUAGAGAUUAAGCCCAAAUGUGGGUUUCUGCCAUCCUCUAGACACGUUACGAAGGACAUCAAAAACAAGGUGUGCCGCUUCUGUAUGCAUCAACAUUUUAAGUUGGCCCAUGGAAAGUGGAAACGGCUGAGCCGCUACUGUCCCUUGGACCUGUUCUCAGGGAACAAACAGAGAAUGUCCUUAGCCAUCAAGCACUUGAUAGAGGAACCUCAAAACAACUUUAAAAUCUUCAAGGGUGGAGAGUGUAUCUACAGCUGUAAGGACGAUGCAGACGUGUUACAGGACCUAGAUGAAUUGGCUCAGCAUCUACGGCCAUACUUCCUCCCCAAUGGCAGCCUUAUGAACGGACACCAGUCCAGUAAGGUGGUUCUGAAUGAGUUGAUCCAGGUGAUCGUGAGUGCCCUGUUGAGUUCCUGGGACUCCAGGAAGACUCACCUGUCUGAGGGCAGAGCGAGAUGUGAGGCCAGCCUCCUGCACCGGGACCUGCUACGCAACACUAACCACUGCCUACCAAAAGAUUGUGUCCUGGACAAAAUCCUGGGGACUCAGAUGCUGGAUAGUUUAGACAUUGAGGGGUUAAACCCCCUGUUUAAACGAGUGGAGCAGCAUCUACAGGACUUUCCUAAAGAGAGAAGUAGCCUUCAGAUAGACGGUCCGUACAGCCAGAGCUUCCUGGAGAAGAUCCAGACGUGUCCAACUGAAGACGACGGCUCAGUCGAGUACGCGGUCGGGAAGGUCCACCAGUACAGAGUUGCCAUGACAGCCAAGGACUGCUCUAUCAUGAUCACCAUAGCAACCUGUGGGGAGGAGGACGGGUUGGACCAGAGCCUGGAGAUCCAGCCUUCGAAGCCUCGCUUCACCUACUCCGUGUCCAUCCUAGACCUGGACCCUAAACCCUACGAGAGCAUUCCUCACCAGAGCAGACUGGACUCCAAGAUAGUCAACCACUACCUGAGAAGCACCCUGCCCAACAACCAGGAACUAGCCAAUCAGAGUGUCUUCCUGGGCUGGGACAGAGAAGGAGAGGACUGUACUCUGGUGUUCCAUCCUGUUUAACCACUCCCUCUGCUGUCUGGCCUCCCGCUUGGUGUUAUCAACACACUCCCUCCCCUGUACCCUAACCCCUCCCUCCCCUGUACCCUAACCCCUCCCUCCCCUGUACCCUAACCCCUCCCUC
Molecule: messenger RNA, 1792 nt
Organism: Salvelinus fontinalis (brook trout)
Lineage: Eukaryota; Metazoa; Chordata; Actinopteri; Salmoniformes; Salmonidae
Gene: ippk
Product: inositol 1,3,4,5,6-pentakisphosphate 2-kinase
Exons: 14
Coding region: 202-1671 (489 amino acids)
Biological process (GO): inositol phosphate biosynthetic process
Cellular component (GO): nucleus
Molecular function (GO): ATP binding; inositol-1,3,4,5,6-pentakisphosphate 2-kinase activity
Source: RefSeq, a predicted model, not a curated record